CCCUAGUCCCAUUCAGUGAGCACCUGUGUGAUCGGGAUGCUCAGUGUCAUAAUUUGAUAUUGCCGAUUUUACAAGAAGCGAUACCGUGUCAGCAUCCAGAGGAUUUCAGACAGUGAUGCACACCAAGCAACCCGCGUUCGGGUUGUGAUGGUGGAUGAACAGGAACAUGGCCAGCAGACAGGAUACAAGUUGUCCCCGAUCCAAUUUGUCGACAUGCGAGGAUAUAAAUACAAUUAUUUAGCGCGCAACGUGUCUACCUUGGCUUUCAUCCCCAUCCUCGCCAUUGCGGGCAAAAUUGUCACACAUGCCGCUCCUGAUCUAUUAUUCCGCGAUAGAAGAGUCAUCUCAUCAUACUAUCCAACAGCAUUACUUCCAAAAUAAUUCUGUCUUGCAGUAACUCCUUGCCAUUCCUGGUGGUUCAAUCCAACCAAUGUUAUGCGGUUCUGUGCUCAUCUUGGCACAUCCGGAUCUACUUUUGCCACUCGCAAGGAACAAUUACCCACGUUCUGUUUCGAUAUCUACUCAGGUUUCCUGACGAGGACCUAUCAAGCAUGUCUUCUGAAUCUGUGCGGUC
Molecule: messenger RNA, 574 nt
Organism: Serpula lacrymans var. lacrymans S7.9
Lineage: Eukaryota; Fungi; Basidiomycota; Agaricomycetes; Boletales; Serpulaceae
Exons: 4
Coding region: 148-381 (77 amino acids)
Source: RefSeq, a predicted model, not a curated record